Messenger RNA from Cadophora gregata, 2768 nucleotides. RefSeq lists its product as uncharacterized. Lineage: Eukaryota; Fungi; Ascomycota; Leotiomycetes; Helotiales; Ploettnerulaceae. The transcript has 2 exons. The coding region runs from base 504 to 2441 and encodes 645 amino acids. The record is from RefSeq and is a predicted model, not a curated record.
AAAGGACCUCAUUCAAUUCUAUCUGCUGCAAUAUUCUCUUGUUAUUUUCAUUUCCUUUCUGUCUCUCAAGGGAAGCGAGUAAUGAUAAAAUUUGCGCAAAUUCUAACGAGUGCCUCUUGCAAGUUCUUUCCAACUAUGUUGCAGUUGUGAAAGAGCUGGAGGUGCAGUACAAGUUCAUCGCUAAGCUUUCCAGGCCUGCAGAAAAGCUAAAGGCAAGAUGCACAUACAAUGCCGAGCAUCUCAUUGCACAAUCUCGGAUUCAGACCCUGAUUGUGCCCAAGUUAUCCUCAGAUGACUGAAUAAGCGUUCAUUGUGUACCUCCUGUUCGUGAUGCCUCGGAUUGGGCCCAUGGUAUUGUCACGUGAUAAGUAUUCACAACCUUGGGGUCGCCUCUCCUGGAACAUGAUUAUUUGCUGAUCUUUAUUCGUCUAGAUGCAUUGUCAUGUUAGAAAAAUGGUUGAGAAUACAUUUUGCUGCUCUGGUGUCGUGACUUUGGCGUCAGAAUGAGGCUUUGCCUUCAUUACCAGCUCCGGUGUGAUGCAUGCAACCAUGAAACUCUUCCCAAGACAGAUAACAGGAAUCCCAUCCAAAUGGAUUCAAUUCAGCAUGGAAAGUUUUCAAAAUUGCCAGAUUCGACUUCCACUUCAUUCUACACUCCCCUUGACAUCAGCAAGUCUCAAAUUCGUUUGAUUCACAUCCGGCCUCGUUCAGGCAGCGACAGCAACACCAUUAUCUGCACUCUUCAGCUUGCCGAUCUUGACGACGAAACCUGUGUCUACGAUGCACUGUCCUACGAAUGGGGAGUAGAAACAGACAAUCCUCCACUCAUCAUCCUCAACGGGCAGGAGACACCAAUUAGAGAGAAUUUGUGGCAGGCUCUGAGAACUAUGGGAUCUAAGCAAUCCAAUCUACCCAUAUGGAUCGAUGCCCUUUGUAUAAAUCAGAAGAAUGACGUAGAACGAAGUUCUCAGGUCAGUAUGAUGGGUCAGAUAUAUCAACGUGCUUCAUGUGUUAUUGCAUGGCUUGGGACCGAUGUGUCCUUGGAAGACAGUACCUUAGCAGCGACGCAGGAAGCCUUCCAGCUGGCAGAACUUCUGUACGGCACAUCUAAGUCAGAUCGCUAUUACUACCGUCCGGAAGCAGCUUAUUGGCGUCCGUAUCAAUAUGCAUCCUCGGUGGCGCGCCCGAAUGUUCCAAUCACAUAUCAGCAUCCUGGAUGGACUGGAGUAUUUUCUUUGUGCCAGAGAUCGUAUUGGACUCGCCUGUGGAUUUUGCAGGAGCUCGUUCUAGCUACUCGCAUCAUCAUCCAGAUAGGACAAUUGCAGUUGAACUGGGCGGCCCUCGAGCAUAUCCACGAUCAAAUCACAAACGCGAAACAAGUCGGUGGCAACAAUCUAAGACUGAAUUACUACGCCCAGGCCACUCGCUCAAACAAGAUGGUACAAGACCUCUCAGGCACGGUUCCGUUCAAGAUUCUCCAGCAGCGGGUUGCUCGGCGGGCCAUAAGUCACGAGUUGUACACUCUAUUCGAGUUGGUGCAGAUGUACAAAUCAGCGGAAUGCGUUGAUGUACGAGAUAAAGUGUUUGGACUGAUUGGACUCUGUUCUCAGUGCUGCAGAGAGAAUGUCGUUGUGGAUUACCAGAGAACACCAUUGGAUACUUGUCGCAUGUUGCUGGAGCACUACCUAUCUCGGCACAGUAUCCACGGCCUUAACCUCAAGAAUGGGAGCAACGUCGACCUAUUCACGCUUGUGAAAGAGGUAGUGGCUAUCUUCACUGACGGAGGUAACGAGUUCCCGCUUCCAGUGACUGGAGAUCCUUUCCCAGAAGUCUCCGAGGGAUCAAAACCAGAUUCGGUUGCUAUGAUAGCCUGUUCGCCUCGAUGCUCUAUCAGUCUGGAAUUUCAAGGAGAUAUCAAUCACUUUUCUCGAGUAUUUUUCGAUCGCCACUCAGGCAAGGGUUAUGUUCUUCGCCUCCUUCAUUUGACCGGCCUACCCGAUCCUACUCAUAAGUAUUGGAUGUGCAAAAUCAACGGCGUACAACUUCUGAUCCUUCGUGAGCUACAUGAACGUCUUUGUUUUGUGGGAAUCGCACAAGAUACAGAGGAGGAGUAUGAUGAGCCAGACUUAGCGAAAGCGGUAAAUGUCCAAGUCGGCGAGCACGUCCAGGCUGUAGAAGAGAUGUCAUCCAAAAUGUGUUUGUAUUUGAAUUUCAGAGCACUGACGGAUGUCACUCUGGUCUUAAAUCGUACCAACGUCGAUAAUCCUAUUUGCUUGCUUUUGAGCUGGAACUGCUUGUCGUGCGAUUACUGUUGGAACAGACGAUUUUACUUCGGCAUCAAGCCCAGAUGGUCGCUGGCUGCAUCGGAUGCGAAGAUGAUUCAGGAUUUCAACAAUGCUACCCAAAAGAUGGUUGGAGACAAAGAAGUUGGUACAAAGUAAGGAUUGAUAUAGUGCAAUUACCUCAGAAUAGUUUUGAAUCAACCAGACUGCGAUUUUGGCCCUGUGCCAGUUCGCAUCCCUCCGGCGGUGAGCUGGAUGUAGCGGCGUAUGCUCUUCUUACACAUCUCAGCACAUUUUAAAGGCACAAGACAGUGGACUUAAAGUCACAUGAAGCAAUUCACGCUUUAAUUUGGUUAUUUGAGACUUUAAUUUUAAUGCGCUAUGUUACAACUGUGCCACCAUCCUCCCUAAAAUCUCAUGCCAUCAAUAGCAACUUGAAAGUACAAACCCAUGCCUAUCCUGUCGAGGCAUACUUGGUCCCUCUGG